UUCCAUGCCCCGAUCGGAGCGACGGGAAUCAGUGGUUCUUUUGAAACCCUCCCAACAGGUGUGGAUCGUUUAACAUCGGUUCUUUUUUUUUAAAGCCAUCUUUUUUUUGCUCUCUUCUCAGCUAUUCUCGAUCCACGUUAUUGCUAUGCCAUCAAAGUCGAAAAGCCUUCCACUAUUUCGACCCGGAAACAGUGACAAAAAGAUCCCAUCACUGCGGUCUAUAUCACGUCUCGGUUCCUUUACCGAUAAACUUUCUUCGUCUCCAUCCAGUACCAGGACCCACAGUCCGUCGACCUCUGUCUCCAGCACCUCCUCUACAUCCUCAGACGAUGAUCUGAUCGAUGAUAUUCUCCAAGUGAGACGUGCCCUGGAUUUAUUCCUUGAUUCCCGUAUCCAAGAGGCCGAGAACAUCUUGCAGGAGAAACCUGAUUCCAUGUAUUACUCUCUCGGUUUAUCGUUCAUCUUGUUUCUCAAGUGUAUGAUGACUUUUCAACAAUGUGACGUACAGACGACCCUCUCGUCGCUCAAAAAGACAAUCCAGCUCGCCGGAGCAUUACGCAAACCGGGAGGAUGGUUCGGUCACAUUACAACGUGGAUGAAAGGCAGCAGCAAUCUCGAUCACAUCAAAUCAAUGACCCGAGUGGAACGACAUGCGGAACUGGUAUAUGCCGAAGCAUAUUUGCUGAAAGCACUUUUGAGUAUGAUCCACGAUGAGAGCGUGAUGGGCUUCCUGCGAGAAAGUUUAAGUAUCCGCAGCAGCUAUACUACCUAUUGUAAUCUGGAAAAAUAUGUCGAUUUUGUGAAGCAAGAAGCGGCGGAAGGCAAGGAUAUUUCAACGUACGGACUCGACGACCACUUCACUUCGGGAGUCGCGCUCGGAAUUGGCUGUUUCAACAUCAUCCUGUCGCUCUUACCCAGCUCCGUGAUCAAGGUCGCUGAAUUUAUCGGAUUCUCUUCGGAUCGUAGCCAUGGCUUAGCUGUUCUGGAAUCCAUUGGCGGUUGGGACGAAUUAGGGGAUGACGAGAUGCCCGAAUCACAAGGCCCAGAUGAAGGGCUGCGAAGACAGCUGUGCGAUAUGGUGCUCAUCAUGUAUCAUAUCGUCUUAUCCAAAAUGAUGCCCUUGUCUCAAGUCAACGAACCAUUCGCAGAAAAGGUUCUGUCGUACAACCUUAAAUUAUAUCCAUCGGGCGUCUUUUUUUUAUAUCUAAAUGGUCGAUUACUCACCAGCAAGCGCCAACUGGAAAAGGCCAAAGCUCAGUAUGACCAAGCCAUCCAGACACAAAAGGACUGGAAGCAGUUGCAACAUAUGUGCUACUGGGAAUUGGGGGUCAUCAGUUUUGUCGAGAAGAACUGGCAAAAGAGUUACGACAUUUAUCAUAAACUGUGCGACGAGAGCAACUGGUCCAAGGCCGUGUAUACCUACCUGAAAGCCGUUUCUCUGUACUUGAUUGCUCAGUCAUUGUCCGAGGAGGAGGAACACGACAAGAAGAAGGAGUUGCUUGACCGCGUCGACGAGUUGAUGGGACAGGUGGAAAGUUCAAAGCAAAAGAUUGCCGGAAAAUCUAUUCCAAUGGAGAAAUUCGUGUCACGAAAAUCCCGCAAAUUCCUCAGUCAAAAGUACUUGCUGAUGCCCGAUCUUGAAAUCCUCAAUGCUUUCACGGCCUUUGAUUUUAUGCCGCAUGCCAUUCUCUCUAAGAACUUGGACGUCAUCAACGAAGAAAUCGAAAAAUUGCCGGGUCGAAAGAACCACGAAAAUUUCGACGAUGAUCUGUGCCUGGCCUACUACUUGCGUGCAUUGACAGCCCGCUCGUUAUUGGAACAAGAAAAUGCAAAGAAUGAUGCUGGGCAUCUCCACCGUAUUCACCAAGAGUCAAUCCAGCAGGUCUUGGAUCACGCUAAUCGCAUCCGUCUUGAUCAUUAUAUCUAUUAUUUCUCACGUUACGAAAACGCACGACUGCUGAUGCUCGACAAGAAAUAUGAAGAAGCGGAAAAGGAGAUCCAGGUGAUUUUAACCGCCAAUGACACUGGCAAAUACAAUAUGGGCGCAGGGCCCCAUGCGAAGAACAAGUACAGUCUGGCCAAUGCCCUUGUGUUUAAAUGUCAUAACUGCUUGAUGCGUAUCCAAAAUACGUCACCCUAAACGAACUGACACCCGUUCUAUGAAGCAUCAUUCCCUUUGUACAGAUAUCAUUUUCCUUUCUUCAUUUACCAUCGACUAUAUUUUUUUUGUUAUUAUUAUUUUUUCCACCAAUUUUUAUUGUAGUCAAAAAUACACAUUACAUUGCUUGGAACCCAAUUAAAACCAAUG
Radiomyces spectabilis is the source of this 2308-nucleotide messenger RNA. RefSeq lists its product as uncharacterized. Gene Ontology annotation, cellular component: cytosol; mitochondrial outer membrane; nucleus. The record is from RefSeq and is a predicted model, not a curated record. Bases 146 to 2140 code for a protein of 664 amino acids. The transcript has 4 exons. Gene Ontology annotation, molecular function: protein binding. Lineage: Eukaryota; Fungi; Mucoromycota; Mucoromycetes; Mucorales; Radiomycetaceae.